Perkinsus marinus ATCC 50983 is the source of this 885-nucleotide messenger RNA. RefSeq lists its product as hypothetical. Bases 1 to 885 code for a protein of 294 amino acids. Gene Ontology annotation, biological process: regulation of peptide transport. The record is from RefSeq and is a predicted model, not a curated record. The transcript is spliced from 10 exons. NCBI's taxonomy places the organism in Eukaryota, Perkinsozoa, Perkinsida, Perkinsidae.
AUGAUUCGAAAUGUCACCAAGAGAACGCUGCUAGGAUUGGCCGUCAUGGCUUUGGUCGUGGUCCUCUUCGUAGCUUCGGGUGCGAUAAUUCAGCUUAUCUUCACAAGUGGUGGUUAUGACAAACCCGUGGCCCUCACGGUCUAUUCCCUCACUCUCUCUGUAUUGUUGUUGGCAUUCCGCCAAUACAUCCACAUACCAGGACAGGGCCCAACCGAGGAGGAGGAGGAGGCCCUGCUCGAUGAGUCUGAUCAUGCGGGUGCGAUGUGGUUCGCCUCACAGUUGACCUACAACAUAUCGCUGAAGUACACCUCCGUGGCUACCAACAGUUCCCUUUCCAGUUGCUCUAGUGUAUUCACGUUCAUCUUCUCCAUAGUCCUCUUGGGAUAUCCUCUCUGUAGAGCCGUGCCCAUCCUUGCAGUGCUCCUCUGCGUAUUCGGAGUCCUCAUAACAGCACUCAAUCAACCGUCACCCAAAACCGACUUUGCGGUCCGAGAGAGCAUCCUUGGCGACUCUCUAGCGCUGGCAUCAGCCUGUUGUUACGGCCUCUUCUCGUGCUGCAUUAAACUCUGGGUACCUGAUGAGCGCAUGGUGGCGUACGUCUUCGGCAUGUUCGGUGUUGUUGCCUUUGUUAUGGGAAUCCCUUUGCUAGCCCUGUGCCAAAUGACAGGACUUGAGACUUUGGCCCUGCCGACCUGGGGCCAAUUCGGUGCUAUGACGGCCAAUGCUGUGCUCGGCAGUGUCGCAUCGGACUAUCUGCUCACAGUUGCUGUAGGUGCUGAGAUUGGAGAUUCAAAUUCAAAUUUGUAUAAUGAUGAUGAUAAACUGCCACUGUAUGAGCACACUCACGUUUCAAACACUCUACAUCAUGAUUCAACUUUUGUCUAG